This is a messenger RNA of Drosophila subpulchrella, 557 nucleotides long. RefSeq lists its product as uncharacterized. The coding region runs from base 14 to 406 and encodes 130 amino acids. NCBI's taxonomy places the organism in Eukaryota, Metazoa, Arthropoda, Insecta, Diptera, Drosophilidae. The record is from RefSeq and is a predicted model, not a curated record. The transcript has a single exon.
CUCAGUUUUUAAAAUGCAUUACUUGCAUGUCUUUGGAUUCCUGGUUAUUUUAGCUGUCUCUGGAUCGACCCUAGAUCAUGAGUUAUCCACCAAGGGACCCAACGCGAUCUAUAAGCCAGCUGAAGAACAGGAUCCUGGGUUGGUGAAUUGGUGGGCUUCCCGGAUGUCCCUCAACCCUUUAAGGGAGCAUUCCCGACCCAAAGAACAAAACUUUACACCAUUUGAGAAGCGUGUAAUUCGGAUUUUAAGAAAACACGGAUUAUUGAAAAGUGAGACCGAAAAAGUUUUGGAUAAGCUGGAAAAUGAUAAAGAACUAUUGAGAAAACUCAAAAAGUUACUCGACGAAGUCGACGCAGAAAAUGAAACGGAUGAUUUCUAUGAAGAUUUUUGGGAUCUCUUAUUCUGAAGAAAUGUACCAAAAUUAAAAUUAAUUGAAAAAAUAUACUGCUUACUUAUAAAGUUUGUUUUGUAUAAAAAAAAUUACACUUUAAAUAGUAGCUUCAAUCACAUUGUUAAGAUACUAAUAAUAAACCAUUUUCUGGUCAACAUAAUAAUAA